This is a messenger RNA of Cladocopium goreaui, 1073 nucleotides long. Lineage: Eukaryota; Dinophyceae; Suessiales; Symbiodiniaceae. The record is from the annotation of a GenBank genome assembly.
AAGCACCUUUUGCCACACAUCAGUUCCCAUGGCGACCAAAAGCUGUCGCUUUUGGGCCGUGCGACUGGCAGAAGAUCCCGUUCAAGUGGAGGUGCCACCCGGCGAAGUUUUGUGCCUCUCGCGUGCCUGUCAAAGUUCAUUCGCACCUGGUGUUCUGCGAUUAUUGGUGAGAGGAGUCAGUGGCAGCAAAAAGCCACCCAAAGAUGUGGUGAGUGCUGACUUCGCAUUCAAGAUCGCCUCAGGUGGCAGCCGGUUGGGUGCUCGGUUGGCUGGUGCCUCUGGCCUCUCAUGGCAGUUGCGGCUGGUAGCCAAAGGUGAAGCACCCGCUGAAGUCGACGUCCUGGGUUACUUCACCCACGUCUCUCCGGCGCGGAGGAAGCCACGGAAAAGGACGGUGGUGCCAAAGAGGCAGCAGGUGCCCAUUACCUUGGGAGUGCUGCCAAAGACACACCACGACCACCACGACACGCCCAAGCCGUCGAACCCCAGUUCAGCUCCAAAGAUGAGCACAGAACCCCUGCAGCUGGUGGUUCCAAAGGAGGCGAAGCCGAAAGCAGAUGUUCCGAAGGCUUUCGUGGCUGGCUAUAAUCCUUUGAAGCCAGCAGCAGCUGGAGUAGCGCGGUCCGUGGCAUCUGCGAAGCCAAAGGCCAAUGCCGCAUCUGCAGUGGGGCCCAUGCAGCAGUUGCCCAAUGGCCUAUCUUUCCAAGAGCUUCCAGCCAAAGGAGCUGUGACUGCUGGAAAAGGAGCAAGCAUUGGAAGCGAGGUCGAUUUCCGCUUCACCAUUUCAUUUCCGGGCGUUGGGAACAAGCAGCAGGUUCUGGAAAGAGGACAAGUGCAAUGCAUCUUGGGCCAAAGCGAGCUGAAAGAUGGAUGGGUGGAUGGCAACGUGGACCUGGAACAGGUCUUAAGCACCUGGACUAAGGCCUUGACGGGCAUGAGGGUCGGACAUCGGCGCCGGGUUCAUGUUCCCUCGCGCUUUGGCUUUGAUGCAGAGGUGGUGCCAUCCGGGAAGGACUUGAUCUUUGAGGUUGACAUGAAGGGAGUGAAAUGAGAGCCAAAUCGCUUGGUCAAAA